Molecule: messenger RNA, 3968 nt
Organism: Oncorhynchus tshawytscha (Chinook salmon)
Lineage: Eukaryota; Metazoa; Chordata; Actinopteri; Salmoniformes; Salmonidae
Product: WD repeat-containing protein 20
Exons: 6
Coding region: 922-2775 (617 amino acids)
Molecular function (GO): protein binding
Source: RefSeq, a predicted model, not a curated record
CGUCCUGAUAGCGUCUGUCAGGCCUGGACCAGCAGGCCCAACCAUAGCCUUUCCAACCAUCUGCUCCCACCAGAAACCUUCGGACAGACAGACGCAGGGCAGAAGGCCUCCGAAAAGAUAACAGGCAACAACUAUUUUUUUGGCUAGUGAGAUUGAGAAAGAAUAACUGAUGUGUUAGAGUAAUGGUUCAGUUCCAGGCCACGGAAACUGUGUUGGGAGAUUGGCUACAGAGUUCACUUCCACAGUCUUUGAUCCUGUCUAUCCUUAAUACACAUGUAUGUCUAUAGAAAGAAAUCAUUUUGCUUGGUUUUACCUCAACAAGAGGGCCUUUUUUGUGUCCUAAUGGUAACACUACUGCUGAUAUAGUUAUAAUGAUGAUAUAAACAAGAUGUGGAAUAUGUUGAUUUUGUUUGAGUGGAACAUGAGUAGGCUAUUUUCUCUGCAUUGUUGGAAAGGGGCCGUAAGUGAGCAGUUCACUGUUAGUUGACACCUGUUGUUUACGAAAGCAUGACGAAUACAAUUUGAUUUGAUUGAUUUGAAAUUAGAAAAUGUAUAUAAUGGAGAAUGCAGUACGAUGCAACUCGUGUCUUAAUUUUUAGCAGUCAUCAUGGUAAGACUAAUGUCAAAUCAUGAACUAACAGAAAAUUAUGGAAAAGACCAGAAUUCUCCGGCAUGUGUGUUUGAGCAGAGACUGCCCAGAGGAUGGCACUAUUAGCAACAGGCGAGUAAAGCAGUAUGUAUCUAGUUGUUUGGAGAAGUUGCAUCUCCCCUGAUGUCUGGAAACAUUGAGAGGCAACUGCUAGAGGAGACAGAACAAUUCAAUUUUGACUCAGAUCAUGAUAUGGGGAACUUAUGGACCGGACAAAUAAUGAACGUUAAGGAAUACAUGUAAUCGCUUGCAACUCUGAUGAUUGGGACUGGAUGACUCGAGUAUGCAAUUUGAAUGGAGGAGUACCAAGAUGGGUGCGCGUUGGCUUUAAUACCCAGUCUCGGUCUAUCAUCCAGGAUGAAUACAUAUCGUUGGGCUCAAAUCCGGUAAAAGUCUCAUUCGUGAACGUGAACGACCAGUCAGGCAACGGCGACAGAAUCUGUUUCAAUGUGGGCCGGGAACUGUACUUUUACAUCUACAAAGGCGUAAGAAAGGCUGCUGACCUGAGCAAGCCCAUAGACAAGAGGAUCUACAAAGGAACGCAGCCCACGUGUCACGACUUCAACCCCCUCACGGCCACGGCGGAGAGCGUCUCCCUGCUGGUGGGCUUCUCGGCUGGCCAGGUGCAGCUCAUCGACCCCAUCAAGAAGGAGACCAGCAAGCUCUUCAAUGAGGAGAGACUCAUAGACAAGUCUGGUGUGACGUGUGUGCGGUGGGUCCCUGGCUCAGAGAGCCUCUUCCUGGUGGCUCACUCCAGCGGCAGCCUGUACCUGUACAACGUAGAGCACACCUGUGGCACCACACCACCCCACUACCAGCUCCUCAAACAGGGCGAUGGCUACGCCGUGCACACCUGCAAGAGCAAGUCGGCCCGCAACCCCUUACUGCGCUGGACAGUGGGUGAGGGGGCGCUGAACGAGUUCGCCUUCUCCCCCGAUGGGAAGUUCCUGGCGUGCGCCAGUCAGGACGGCUUCCUGCGUGUGUUUGGCUUUGACGCGGCCGAGCUGCAUGGCACCAUGAAGAGCUACUUCGGUGGACUACUGUGUGUGUGCUGGAGUCCAGACGGACGCUACAUAGUGGCUGGGGGGGAGGAUGACCUGGUGACAGUCUGGUCCUUCUCAGACUGCAGGGUGAUUGCCAGGGGCCACGGCCAUAAGUCGUGGGUGAGCGUAGUGGCGUUCGACCACUGUACGACCAGUGUGGAGGACAGCGACCCGCCCGCAGAGUUCAGCGGGAGCGACGAGGAGUUCCACGAGCAGAUCCAUUUUGCAGGUGGGCGGGACCGGGCCAACAGCUCCCAAUCACAUCUCUCCAAGAGGAACUCUACAGACGGCAGGCCGGUCAGCGUGACCUAUCGCUUCGGCUCAGUGGGACAGGACACCCAGCUGUGUCUGUGGGACCUGACUGAGGACAUAUUGUUCCCCCACCUGCCCCUGUCACGCACCAGAACUCACACAAACGUUAUGAGUGCCACCAGCCCCCCAGCUACUGGGUCGGCCACUAAUACUACUACUACUACUAUUACUACUACUACUAACCCACCUGGCACCAAUGGCAACAACACCGUGAGCAGUAGCAGUGGUAACAGUGGCACCCUCUCUAACUCAGUCCCCGCUCCCCUGCCGCGCUCUAACAGCCUGCCGCACUCCACUGGCCCCGCAGGGGGCAGCACCACGCCUAACAGCCACAUGAGCAGCAAAGGAAGCAGCAUCAUCGACAGCGCCUUCAUCGCCACCGGGGUCAGCAAGUUUGCCACGCUGUCGCUGCAUGACACACGCAAGGAGCGCCACGAGAAGGACCACAAACGCAACCACAGCAUGGGCCACAUCAGCAGCAAGAGCAGUGACAAGCUCAACCAACUGAGCUCUGCGGCGCGGACAGCCAAGGCGGAUGCCGCUAAGACUCUGGGCACGCUGCUGUGCCCGCGCAUGGAGGAGAUUCCUCUGCUGGAGCCACUGGUGUGUAAGAAGAUCGCUCAUGAGAGACUCACUGUGUUAAUCUUCCUGGAGGACUGUCUGGUCACAGCCUGCCAGGAGGGCUUCAUUUGCACAUGGGCCAGGCCCGGGAAAGUGGGCUUACUGCCAUCUCAGAACCCGACCAACUCUCCUAGUGGGACUGUAGUAUAGCCCUGGUGCUAGUGCUGCUAAACUAAACCGAGCUCCACCAGACGACAGAUGGGACAGGAUGACCUGGCCACACCUCGCCAUAGCCCAUUAGUGCUGUUCUUCACUCUCACACCUUCACCACCACUGAAAGUCUCUUUUUGUUCUGUUCGUCUUUAGAUAGGAUAGAUAGCUUACGUGGGCCAGUGAGGAUAGGUGGAGAGGCCCACAGUCUGAAAGGGGUGUAAAGGAUCAUGCAGAAAGCUUGAAAUGGUCCAUGAGCAUUGAAACUGUUGUUCAGGGACAGGAGGCUGGCAGGGCUGUGUUUUAUUUGUUUCCACCUCUGUUCCCCCUCAACCUUCUCUAGUCCGCUCCAGAAACAAACCCUGGAAGAGCUCGGGCUUGUUUUCAGACUCUCUAAUAGCUUAGCCCGGUGCAGAAACACAACCCCUAGCCACUACUACUUCUGACAUUUUGUGUAGAUCUGAAAUAUUUGGAUAGGUUUAAUCAAUAUGGUAGGAGCCACAUUUCUUCCCCUAUCCAGUCCUCAGAUCUACCUGAGUACCUAAGGGUUAGGGGCUGUUUAGGGACAGGUGCUAUCUCUUCUCACUAGUCCCUCAUCCCUGACUAACCCUGGUACAGUUUGAUCUCAUGUUCACAGCAAAGGGAGACCAGAGGAGUUAGCUUCCUUUAACUACAAGAAUAAAAUAAACUGUUUUUAAUUUAUAUCAGAACAUCACACCUUGAGUAUUUUGCACUGAUUAUUUUGUUUCUUUCUGUUCUGUGUUCAUUUUUAAUUCAUAAUUAUAAUGGGACAAAAACAAGAUAUUUGAAGACAGCCUUUGGAUGCACUUGGGUUGAUGCGAGGUAUCUGUAUGAACGCUGCAAUCAUAGGGGUCUAAAGAAGGAAAAAAAUGAGAAUUGUUUGCACUUAAUAGUUAGAGAAUGGCUUUACAAUUUUGGAGUGUGCAAGGACUCCCCUGACAAGGCUGUUAAAAAUAUAAAUAGAAUGAAAACCUUUUUAUAUCUAUUGAACAUUUAUUUUAAUAUUAUUUCAGAUUUAAAAAUGGGCUCUGUAUUAUAUGUAAAUAUUGUAUUUUGAUGAUUUAUGGGUGAAAUUAUUACACCAGUUGGAAGUUCUUCAUUUCAGAAAAUAGUGAUAUUUCUAAUGCAGAAAAAUAUAUACAUAAUAAUAUUAAAAAUUCAUCUUGAAUAUG